Nilaparvata lugens (brown planthopper) is the source of this 1052-nucleotide messenger RNA. Its product is annotated as engulfment and cell motility protein 1-like. The record is from RefSeq and is a predicted model, not a curated record. The coding region runs from base 12 to 1037 and encodes 341 amino acids. The transcript is spliced from 4 exons. Gene Ontology annotation, biological process: actin filament organization; cell motility. NCBI's taxonomy places the organism in Eukaryota, Metazoa, Arthropoda, Insecta, Hemiptera, Delphacidae. Gene Ontology annotation, cellular component: plasma membrane.
CAAGUUUAAGUAUGGAUAUGACUUUUGCUUUAGAAUUUAUAAACAAACAAGGGCUGGCUCUCAUUAUAAAUUUGAUAGAAAAAGGAAAAUGUAAAGGCGAGUUAUUGGCACACACCCUUUUAUCAUUUGUUGAAUUAAUGGAUCAUGGAAUUGUUUCAUGGGACAUUCUUGAACUUCCAUUCAUCAAUACUGUUGCAAGCUACGUGAACAAUCAAUCUUCCCCUCAAGAUAGCAAGGUAGUACAAGCAUCUCUUUCUAUUCUUGAAAGCAUAGUGUUAAAUAGCACUGGAAAGUACACACAAGUUGAAAAAGAAAUUGGAUUUCAAAAUUUGAUUAUGCAUCUUCAAACUCAGAAUCCAGUCAUACAGCAGAAUGGAAUAGCAUUGAUAAAUGCCUUGUUUCAAAAAGCUGAUCAGCCUAAACGAAAAUCAAUUGCUUCAGCUCUCUGUUCAAAACAAGUCCGGAAUAUCAUCACAAGCAACUUGAUACAAUCACGUUCAGGACAGGUUGGAACGGAAAUGGCUCAUCAGCUAUAUGUUUUACAAACGCUAAUUUUUGGCCUUCUGGAACAAAGGAUGAAUACUAAAAUGGAUUCGCAGGAUCAAGAUGCUCACGAUAAGAUAAAGGAGCUGCGUAAGAUAGCCUUCGAUGUGGACAUAACAAAUGCGACUGACUCGACUGUACGCAGACAAAUGGGAGUUUUCGCCAAAGAUUAUAAGAAAUUGGGCUUCAAAUAUGACAUCAACCCAGCCCUGGACUUCACUGAGACCCCUCCCGGCAUGCUUGCUUUGGACUGCAUGGUUUAUUUUGCAAGAAAUCAUACUGAGAGCUACACUAAGGUUGUUUUGGAGAACUCAUGUAGAGCGGACGAACACGAAUGUCCAUUUGGUCGAACUAGUGUCGAGUUGGUGAAGCUGCUCUGCGAGGUUCUUAGGAUAGGAGAAGCGCCUAGCGAACAAGGGCAAACAUAUUAUCCCAUGUUCUUUACACAUGAUCAUCCAUUCGAAGAUUUUUCUGUAUUUGUAUUGUUCUCUUGAACAAAACCUGGAAAG